Messenger RNA from Chanos chanos (milkfish), 2985 nucleotides. RefSeq names its product 3-phosphoinositide dependent protein kinase 1a (gene pdpk1a). The transcript is spliced from 15 exons. The record is from RefSeq and is a predicted model, not a curated record. Gene Ontology annotation, biological process: peptidyl-serine phosphorylation; intracellular signal transduction. Gene Ontology annotation, molecular function: protein serine/threonine kinase activity; ATP binding. NCBI's taxonomy places the organism in Eukaryota, Metazoa, Chordata, Actinopteri, Gonorynchiformes, Chanidae. The coding region runs from base 1 to 1770 and encodes 589 amino acids.
AUGCCUGGAUUCAAGCCUGCGGAGAAGAUUAAACCCAUCAAACCUCACAAUUUGACUGUCCAAUACAGAGAAGGUACAUAUCACUUUACAUGGAAGAGUGGAUAUGAAACCCAUUACUACAAAGAGGACCUGCUGGAAGCUUUUCAGUACCAAUUUACAUACAAAGAAAUAGGCCACACAGGCAAACACAGUGUCGCCUUGCUCUGUCGCGAACCUUCAUCAAUGGUAAGAAAUCAGCAAAAUCUCUGCUCUCCCUCCGGUCUGAGCAUGGAGGUUCCCGCCGGUGCCCAGCCCAAGACACCGUCACUACCAUCUCCUCAUCCACCCAUGAAAUGCCCUGAGGAUUUUAAAUUUGGUAAAAUCCUAGGAGAGGGUUCCUUCUCCAUAGUCGUGCUGGCCAGAGAACUAUCUACAGGAAAAGAAUACGCAAUGAAAAUUCUAAAAAAGAUGCACAUCAGAAAGGAGAACAAAUCACAUCAAGUGAAAAGAGAGAGGGAUAUCAUGUCUACCUUAGAUCAUCCAUUUUUUGUCAAGCUCUACUUUACAUUUCAAGAUGCUGAAAAAUUAUAUUUUGGACUUAGUUACGCAAAACAUGGAGAGCUGCUAAAGUUCAUUCGUAAAAUAGGAUCAUUUGAUGAGACUUGCACAAAGUUCUACACUGCUGAGAUUGUCUGUGCACUUGAAUAUUUACAUUCAUUGGGAAUCAUUCACAGGGAUCUUAAACCAGAAAACAUUCUUUUGAAUGAGGAGAUGCACAUUCAGUUGACCGAUUUUGGAAGCGCAAAGCAGCUCUCUUUAGAUGGCACACAGAAGAGAGCAAACUCUUUUGUCGGGACCGCACAGUACGUUUCUCCAGAGUUGCUGACAGAGAAGUCAGCCUGCAAGAGCUCUGAUCUCUGGGCUUUAGGUUGUAUAAUCUAUCAGCUGGUGGCUGGGCUACCACCGUUUAGGGCGGGAAAUGAGUACCUUAUAUUCCAGAAGAUAAUGAAACUGGAGUAUGUGUUUCCAGAGAAGUUCUUUCCUAAAGCCAAGGAUUUGGUAGAAGAGCUUUUGAUUUUGGACCCAGCUAAGCGAAUUGGUUGUGAAGAAAUGGGUGGGUACAGUCCAUUAAAAUCCCACUCAUUCUUUGACACCAUCUCCUGGGAUAACCUUCACCUUCAAACCCCUCCUAAGCUAACUGCUUACCUACCUGCCAUGGCUGAGGAUGAUGAGGACUACUAUGGCAAUUACGACGAUCUCCUGAGUCAGUUCUGCAGCAUGCAGGUGGUCCAGUCCAGCUGUCCUCUGGCACUCCCGUUACCAGGCACUGUGCCUUUACAGCGGCCCAGCAACAACAUCAAGCAGUACAUCCAUGACCUUGACAACAAUUCCUUUGAACUAGACCUUCAGUUUUCCAAUGAAGAGAAGCAGCUGCUGCUCGAGAAGCAGACCAAUGGAAACCCUUGGCAUCAGUUUGUGGAAAAUAAUUUGAUACUCAAAAUGGGCCCAGUUGACAAAAGAAAGGGGUUGUUUGCUCGACGACGGCAGCUCUUGCUGACUGAGGGACCCCACCUCUACUACGUUGAUCCAGUCAAUAAAGUCCUCAAGGGGGAGAUACCUUGGUCUCCAGAACUACGCCCAGAGGCCAAAAACUUCAAGACCUUCUUUGUUCACACGCCAAACAGGACGUACUAUCUAAUGGAUCCCAAUGGAAAUGCUGAUAAAUGGUGUCAGAAGAUCCAAGAGGUGUGGGGAAAGAUUUAUCACAAGCACCAAACCACGGGGAUAUAGAACCACAACAAAAGGGUUUUUCCUGCUGUGUUAAGUCAGGACAAGUCUACGCAAACUCAACCUAUUACACAUUGAGGUCCCUCAAGAACUUGCAUGUAUAUUUUAAUAUCUCUUUGGCAGGGUGGCAAGCAAUAAUCUAUAGUACAAUCUGCAAAGAACUCAAGCAAUGCUUUGCUUGUUCUCUGUGCUCUCUUUCUCAGUAACAUUUUACAUUACUCUGUGAAGGUCUUUUCAGCCAUUCUCUCAAGAGAAGAUAAGCAAAUAUUCCUCUUGUACAUAUGUAAAUACAGAGCAAUUAGCCCCACUGGCUGGGGAAAGAACCAAGCUCAUUUUUAUAGCCUUUUAAAAUAAUUAAGAGUGGUCCAAAUCAAAUUAUUGACCAACAAUCUUGAAUCCUUCAUGGAAUUUAAAAUUGGCUCAGUGUUGGGUCCUGGUUUUAUUGCUUUAUAUCUUACCACAAGUUUACAAAGGCACUGAAAUGGUUGUUGUUCUUGGUACUAUAAAAUACUAAAGUAAGGGGAUAACAAGAUCUGAAUUGAUCUUCAUUGAGAUAUAUGGUAAGAUGUAACAUGUUCUCUGGAGAGUAUGAACUGAAAAAGCAACAUCUAGCACACUUCAAAUUCAGCUCCAUUAAUGUAAGGCAUUUUAACUAUGCCCACAACUGCAGACGGUGGAAAUCUAUCAGAAUGGCAAGGUUAGCUGCGUCAUCUUGGCACUACUGUAAAAUUGGAUGCUUCCUCUAUAGAGCAGUAUAUUAACUUAGUGUUUCUUUUCUGUAUCCAGAACGCACCGUAACACAUAUACACACACAACACUGCAUGAAGUUGCUAUUGCAUCAGUUGCGGGUGUGUGUGACUGUACAGCAUUUCUGAAUUGACGUGGCUUUACAUAUAUAUGCAGUUCAUUACUAAUUAACAGGUUUGCCAGUUUCGGGUUGCUGUUUCUUGGAAUUUGACCAUGGGACACUUGGUACUUUUAGACAUGCUUUUCCUUUUAAGCAGAUCUGCAGAGAGAUGACCUCAGAGUUGAUACACAGGUCCUUGUGGAAGUACACUGCCUACUGUGUAAAUAUAGAGUAUGGUGAUAGAACCUUCAAUUAUUUUGCUGUAAACAUGUGUGGAUAUUGCAAAAACUACUUGAUUUAAAAAGCAGAUAAAAAUUAUUAUAUCUAUGUUUUAGAUUUCUUAGUACAGCCCCGCGCCCACCCUUUAUUGA